Molecule: messenger RNA, 3475 nt
Organism: Anthonomus grandis grandis
Lineage: Eukaryota; Metazoa; Arthropoda; Insecta; Coleoptera; Curculionidae
Gene: RnrL
Product: ribonucleoside-diphosphate reductase large subunit
Exons: 10
Coding region: 174-2690 (838 amino acids)
Biological process (GO): DNA replication; deoxyribonucleotide biosynthetic process
Cellular component (GO): ribonucleoside-diphosphate reductase complex
Molecular function (GO): ribonucleoside-diphosphate reductase activity, thioredoxin disulfide as acceptor; ATP binding
Source: RefSeq, a predicted model, not a curated record
GGACGUAACUAAAAUUUGGCGCCAAUCUCCCAACAAACCGGGAAGCAAGUGUUUUUUUCCUACGUUUCUACUAUUUUAUUUUUUAGUCAAUUUAUCUGUUUAUUUGCGAAAUUUUAAACAUAUUUUACCUAAUAUUGUCGUCCGCUUUAGAGUGUGUAUAAAAAUCCACGAAAAUGGUUCCAAAACCCGUGCAAAAGAUGUAUGUGUGUAAAAGAGGUGGGAGACAGGAGGAAGUUCACUUGGACAAAAUCACGUCCAGGAUCCAAAAAUUAUGUUAUGGACUCAACAUGGAUUUUGUAGAUCCUCUAUCCAUUACCCUAAAAGUUAUCAAUGGCCUGUACCCAGGAGUUACUACAGUGGAGCUGGAUACAUUAGCGGCUGAAACAGCAGCUAUGAUGACCAUUGAUCAUCCUGAUUAUGCUAUUUUGGCUGCUCGGAUUGCUGUGUCUAAUUUACAUAAGGAAACUAAGAAGCAUUUUAGUGAUGUAAUUACUGACCUGUACAAUAUGGUCAAUGAAAAAACCAAACGACGUACUCCAAUGAUCUCCGAAAAGCAUUACGAUAUAAUUAUGAAAAAUGCAGAACGCUUAAACUCCUGCAUCAUCUAUGAUAGAGAUUUCUCAUAUAAUUACUUCGGUUUCAAGACAUUGGAGAGAUCCUAUUUGUUAAAAAUCAAUGGAAAAAUUGUUGAAAGACCUCAACACAUGUUGAUGAGGGUUUCUGUAGGUAUUCAUGGAGAAGACAUUGACUCAGCCAUAGAAACGUACAAUUUGCUUUCUGAGAAGUAUUUUACUCAUGCUAGUCCGACUUUAUUCAAUGCCGCCACUCCGAGGCCUCAAUUGUCUUCGUGCUUCCUUUUGAUGAUGCCAGAUGACAGCAUUGAGGGCAUCUACAAGUGUCUUACCCAAUGCGCUUUUAUUUCUAAGAGUGCUGGAGGCAUCGGGGUCAAUGUGCAUAAUAUUAGAGCCAAAGGAACUUAUAUAGCCGGCACCAAUGGUAUGUCCAAUGGCCUCGUACCAAUGCUAAGAGUUUUCAACAGCACCGCAAAAUACGUGGACCAAGGCGGAAAUAAAAGACCAGGCGCAUUCGCCAUUUACCUGGAACCGUGGCACGCAGACGUUUUCGAGUUUUUAAAUCUAAAGAAAAAUACGGGUAAAGAAGAGCUAAGGGCAAGAGAUCUGUUUUAUGCCCUUUGGAUUCCCGAUUUAUUCAUGAGACGAGUUGAGAGCAACGGAGUGUGGUCUCUUAUGUGCCCACACCAAUCUCCCGGACUAUCCGAUUGUUAUGGCGAGGAAUUCGAGAAAUUGUAUGAAAAGUAUGAAAAUGAAGGGCUAUAUGUAAAGCAAGUACCAGCUCAAGAACUGUGGCGCGCCAUAAUAGCUUCCCAAGUCGAGACCGGUACCCCCUACAUGCUCUACAAAGACGCAUGCAAUAAAAAAUCGAACCAAAAGAACCUCGGAACGAUCAAAAGUAGCAACUUGUGCACGGAAAUCAUCGAAUACACCGCGCCGGACGAGGUAGCCGUGUGCAAUUUAGCGUCUAUCGCAGUGAAUAUGUUUGUUUCUGCGGACAGAAAGAAGUUUGACUUCCAGAAGUUGAAGGAGAUCACGAAAGUAGCCACGAAGAAUUUGGAUAAGAUUAUCGAUGUUAAUUUUUAUCCGGUUGAGGAGGCCAGGAAUUCGAAUAUGAGACACAGGCCUAUCGGUAUUGGAAUUCAGGGCUUAGCAGACGCAUUUAUCCUCCUCAGGAUGCCAUUUGACAGUGAGGACGCCGCUUUACUAAAUAAGCAAAUAUUUGAAACCCUCUAUUAUGGAGCUUUGGAAGCCAGCUGUGAAUUAGCAGAAAAAUUAGGAAAAUAUUCGACUUAUGAAGGAUCUCCCGUAAGCCAAGGUAUUCUACAAUAUGAUAUGUGGAACGUAACGCCAACGUCGUUAUGGGACUGGGAUGCCUUAAAAGCGAAAAUCGCCAAACAUGGCGUAAGGAAUUCUUUGCUAUUGGCUCCCAUGCCGACGGCUUCUACUGCACAAAUUUUAGGAAAUAAUGAAAGUAUCGAACCGUAUACUAGCAACAUUUAUACUAGGAGGGUUUUGUCGGGAGAAUUCCAAAUCGUAAACCAUCACUUAUUAAAAGACUUAACCGAACGAGGCCUUUGGGACGACGUCAUGAAAAACCAAAUUUUGGCCAAUCACGGCUCGAUCCGCAACAUUCCUGGGAUCCCGGACGAUCUUAAAGCGAUCUACAAAACGGUCUGGGAAAUUUCCCAAAAAGUCAUACUUAACAUGGCCGCCGACAGGGGCGCCUACAUCGACCAAAGUCAAAGUUUAAACAUACACAUGGAAAAACCGAACUACGGCGCCUUGUCCUCCAUGCACUUCUACGGAUGGAAAAAGGGAUUGAAGACGGGAAUGUACUAUUUAAGAACGAAACCCGCGGCCAAUCCGAUCCAGUUUACCGUGGAUAAGACGAAAUUAUUAGUGAAAAAUGCCACACCAAAGAAAUCCGUUCCUGCCACUAAUGGAUUGGAGAAGAACGGAAUUGGAAAUGGAGAUGCUUUAUUGGAUGUUUCCACAUUAGAGGAUGAAGGAAACGAGGCUAAUGGAAAGACUGAAAGUGAGGAGGAGGACCAGAACAUGGCCGCCUUGGUUUGCUCGCUAAGUAAUCCCGAGGGGUGUGAGAUGUGUGGAUCAUGAAUGGAAUUUAUUAUAGGUAGCUUAAAUUUAAUUAUAGUAAGUGGUUUUUUAUUUAGUUUUUAAGGAUUAUUACGCGAUUUAUGGGGAAUGCCAAAAUUGGUGAUGACUUAAAAAAAAAUCUGCUUAAUAACGUUAACGAUUUAAAAUAAUUUAAAUAAAAAUAUCUUAAAAUUAAAUACGUUAAGAAUAACAUUUUUUUUAUUCGAUGUUUUUGUUGAAUCUCAGUAAUUCUUUGUUAUGCUCGAGAACUGAAUGAUAUAAAUUUAUACAGGGCGAUUCACAUAGAUUUGUUGUUAAUAGUAAUAAUGAAUCUGCAUUUUUAAAGUUAAAUAUUUAAUAAUAUUAUAACAGAUAAUAUAAAUAUGAAAAUAUCUGUGGAUUAUAAUCUAAAAUGCCAAAUUUUAAAUUAACGACCCAUCUCUGUGAAUCAGCCUGUGAACACCUCCGUAAAUUAAAAAAUUCUCCAUUUUUAUAUUAGUUUCUUCGAAAUAUUUAUUUUUUUUUAACUUCCUAUUACUAUUAGCAAUUUACGUUUUUAUUUUUAACCAUAAAACUUUUUGUAUGUAAUUUUUUUUAUUAUUUGAAUAUUUUUAUUUUGUCCUUUUGUUCUUAUUUACUGUUUAAAUCAGCUUUUUUCAAAGAAAAGUGUAUUUUUUGAUCCAUUUUAUAGUAAAAGAAACUUUUAUCUGUAAGCCCGUUUGAUAACUCUAUAGGCAAUUCCCAAAUUGUAUUUUUGAUAAAUUUAUACCUUAGUAUUAUUAGGCCAAAUUAAUAUAGAUCCAGUA